CCAGCGACACACUUCUGGCACGGCCAACAACUAGUCCUGAAAGUUUGGGCCGUGCCUAAAGGGCCGGCCCGAGCACGGCCCGUGAAAAAUGGAAAAAGGCCCGGCCCGACACGACUGGUUUAAAUUCGGGCUAGCACGGCACGAAUCGCGGGCUGGGCCGUGCUCUAAAUUUGAGCCCGUCGUGCUACCAGGCCCGACACGUUGUUGUGGGCCGUGCUCGUGCUGGCCCGGCACGGAAACAUCCCGGUCCAGCGUCGGCCGCCAUUUAAUUAGGUUUAGUCGUUUCCCCAGACGUCCGCCCGUCUCCGAUUCUCUCCUCGACUCCCCAGGCGUCGGCCGCCGCCAGCCCAUCCAUUCGUCUUCUCCCCAGGCGCGGCGUCCAGCUCCCCAGGCGCGGCGUCCAGACUCCAGCGGUCCUGCGGCCACGCGCCAUGCGGCCAUCUCCCCGGCGUGGCGUCCAGACUCCAGCGGUCCUGCGGCCACGCGCCAUGCGGCCAUCUCCUUAGGCGUGACGCCCAGCGGCCAGCGGCCACGCGCCCACGCCCAGCGGCCAUCCAGCGGUCCUGCGGCCACGAUGCCAUGCAUGCCAGCGGCCAGACAGGCGCCCAGCGGCCAAUCCAUCUCCCCAAGCGCCAUCUCCGGAUCUCCCGAGGCGCCAGCCCAGCGGCCAUCUCCUGAUCUCCCCACGGCGACCGAGAUACAAACUUAAUUGCGUGCCGUGCCUGGGCCAGCACGGCCCAACGGAAGCCCGCCGUGCUUUAGGGCCGUGCUGGGCCUUAUUUCUACUCACGAGGCCCAGUAAGGCACGGCCCGAUUCUAUUUCGUGCUAGAUAGGCCCGACUAACUGAGGCCCGAAGCACGAUGGGCUCGUGCCGGGCCGGCACGGCACGGUCCAAGUUGCAGCACUACCAACAACUCCACUGCCAGUUCGGGCACGGUGAAAGGGAAAUGUGCCUUUGCGCCAUUUCUGUAUUGUUUUGGUGUUUAAAUGCUCAACACAUAUUGUUUUCAUCUAAUACGAGCUCAGAGUUAAAGAGAAGCAAAUUGGAUAAACAAAGGUAUGACUCUAGCACUUAGUAAAUUGUUUUUUGGUACUAACUAUAUUCUAUUAAGUGCUAGGAAACUUCUCAAAGUGAGAGAAAUCGAAUUGGAAAAGUUUGGCUAAGGCAAGCCAAACUUGCACCAACCUACGGUGCACCGGACAAUGUCCGGUGCCUAGGCUGGCAUCCCAGUGAACUGACCGCUCUCGGAAAAAGCUGAGGGCGCCGCGACUAAAAUUCACCGGACUGUUUGGUGUGCCAGUCGCGUGCCCAGCCAACGAUCGGCUGCGUGAUCAACGGGAGACACGUGGACUUUACCAAUGGUCACCAGACCGCACCGGACUUUCUGGUGUGCCGUGGGGCCGGUGGAUGCAACAGUCGGCUUCGCCAAACAAGGAAGGGCAUCGCGCGCUGUUCACUGUCUGGUGGUGCACCGGAUAGAAGGCAAAUUGGAUUUUUUUUGUUGUUUUCGCUUGUCCUCUGGCACACUUGUGGGCAUACAAUUAUUAUUGAUGUUUCACGAGAAAAUCUAACUUCCCCCUUUUUCCAUUUUUUAUGAAUUAAUUGAAUUA
Zea mays is the source of this 1612-nucleotide messenger RNA. RefSeq names its product translation initiation factor IF-2-like. The record is from RefSeq and is a predicted model, not a curated record. The transcript has a single exon. NCBI's taxonomy places the organism in Eukaryota, Viridiplantae, Streptophyta, Magnoliopsida, Poales, Poaceae. The coding region runs from base 89 to 709 and encodes 206 amino acids.